ACUGCUGGGCACCAAUUCUGUUUUUACAUUAAGUGCUACAUUACAGUAAGCCUCAUGCACUGACUGCGAAGCUUACAAACCAGACGCUGGGUACAGAAAACACUCGAUAGCCAUGUUGCUCUUGCCACAGUCCUUUUCAAGUCUGUUAAAGAAUAACGAUUAUCUACAGAAGUUGUUCAUUUGCUGCAGUGCCAUCCAUACUCAUCACGGCAUACCACGGUACUUCGCCAACCGAGCCCAAAGGAGGAAGGCUAGGUUUUGGGAGCGUAAUUUCUGUGCUGUGUCCUGUAGGCACGCUGAGCAAGUAUUGGGACAACAAACCGGUGUGAACUAUGCUAAGAAAGCUACAAUGUGUAGUAGUUCAUCCAGUGGCCAGGACAUGACCAACUGGUUGUGGUCUAUAUACAACGAAACCAAAAAACAGACGGAAGCCCUGAUUCCAGAGAUAUCUAAGAACAGUGUGAACCCCAACACCAUCUUUGCCAACAAUGAAAUGAGCCUGGACAACAUUGAGAUCUAUGGGUUUGAUUAUGACUACACUCUGGCCUUCUACUCCAGACGCCUUCACACACUCAUCUUCAACAUUGCCAGGGACAUCCUCAUCCAGGAACACAGGUACCCUGAGGGCCUGCAGGAGUAUGAGUACACCCCCGACUUUGUCAUCCGGGGACUCCACUACGACGUCCAGAAGGCCUUACUGAUGAAGAUAGAUGCCUUUCACUACAUCCAGCUGGGAACAGUCUACAGGGGUCUUCACCCGGUGCCAGACAAGGAGGUGAUUGCCAUGUACGACGGCUCCCACGUCCCUCUGGAGAACAUGAGUGACUUCUAUGGCAAGAGUUCCCAUGGACACACUAUGAAACAGUACAUGGACAUCUUCUCCCUUCCAGAGAUGAACCUGCUGUGUUGCGUCAAUGAUUACUUCAUGAAACACAACAUCGACUACGAGCCUGUCCAUCUGUACAAAGACGUCAAGGCAGCGAUAGGAGAUGUCCAUGUGAAGGGUAUUUUGUAUCGGGCUGUGGAGGCAGAUAUCGAGAACUAUAUUUCCUAUGGUGAGCAGACUCAUGCCGUUCUAAAGAAACUUUAUGAGGACGGCAAGAAGAUGUUCCUCAUCACCAACAGCCCCUUUGACUUUGUUGACCGAGGAAUGAACUACAUUGUGGGGACGGAAUGGAGAGAGCUUUUUGACAUCGUCAUCGUGCAGGCAGACAAACCUGGCUUCUUCAACGACCGGAGGAAGCCUUUCAGGAGAGUAACCGAUAAAGGGGUUCUGCACUGGGACAGAAUUCACAAGCUGGAAAAAGGGAACAUCUACAAACAGGGAAACUUGUAUGAGUUCCUGAGACUGACUGGCUGGAGGGGAUCCAAGGUGCUGUACUUCGGAGACCACAUCUACAGUGACCUGGCUGACCUGACCCUGAAGCACGGCUGGAGGACAGGGGCCAUCAUUCCGGAGCUGAGGAAAGAGGUCAAGAUCAUGAACACCAAGGAAUACGUCCACCUCAUGACCUGGCUGCAGGGCCUGACGGGACUCAUCGAACACAUGCAGGUCCACAGAGAUCCCGCGUCUCAAGCUGUCGUUCAGGAAUGGAUCAAAGAGAGAGAAGCUAUGAGAUCCCAAACUAAGAACAUCUUCAACGCCCAGUUCGGGAGCCUCUUCAGGACAUACCACAAUCCCACCUACUUCUCUCGGCGCCUGUCUCGUUUCGCUGACAUCUACAUGGCCUCCCUCAGCUGUCUACUGAACUACGACUUCCAGCACACCUUCUUCCCCCGACGGACGCCCCUGCAGCACGAGUCCCCUUUCUGGCCGGAGCAGACCAGCGCAGGAGCAAUGAACAUGCCCUUCGUACCCCACAGAAACACAGUUGAAGAUUAGAGAGGGGGGAGGGUCUCCGUGUGAGUAUGAAGGACCGUGUUCACUGAGGCACAGCAUCUGGACCCAGAGCUCUCUGAGGAUGUGGUUCAGAGUUUAGAAAAUCAUACGUGUCUCAGUUUGUUUGAAUCGAUCAUUUAUGUAAGUUGGCGACCGGCAGAGUAAUGUAUGUUAAGUGUGUUGCCCUCAAUUCAAAAUACCGUCCUGAGAUGGGGUUUUGGACCUGAUUGGCUCUAUCUUAGAGACCUUUCACAGGGUUCUGGACCUGAUUGGCUCUAUCUUAGAGACCAAUCGCUGGGUUCUGGACCUGAUUGGCUGUAUCAUGAAGAACAUCUGUCUAGUGCUGCUUUUCUCAUUCACUUAAGCUCUGAUGAUGCACUGCUUUAAAACUGUGCCAUGACAUCUGAAUCAAUCAAAUGUGUUUCAUGAAGCCCUUUUUACAUCAGCAGUUGUCCCAAAGUGCAUAUGCAGAUACCCAGCCUGGAAAACCAUAAGAGGAUUCAUGUGGAAGUGUUGGCCAAACUCAAUCACUUAAAAGGAUAAAAACAAUGUCUGAAAAUAAAUGUGCUAAAGCAGCUCAUUUAUUUAAAACAACAGUAGCCAAGUACAUUAACAACAUAUAAAAUUGGAAGCUGAAAUGGUUCUGCCCACCUCCCAGCCUUGAACACUAUCUAACAUUGCAGGUGAUCUAAUUAUUAUUCAAAUCAGCUGUUGCAAUUAGCCGCCUCAUGAAAGCUCCGCAUAUAGGCAGCAAGUUGAGGCAAUUAUAUGUAGAGGUUGUUGGACAUAUUAACUUUGAGAACUGUUAAAGGCAUUUAAGUUCAUGAGAGUACAAAAAAAAAAUCCAUACUUGAAAAAAUGAUGACUGUACCUCCUGUCGUCUUAUGUAGGUCUUAAUUGGACACCAAGUUGAAACCAAACAUCUGGAGACACUUGGCCUUCAAUGAAAUGAAUACGGGCACCCGUUGUUUAAGACGUUAGAAAGUAAUACAACAAAUACGUGUGUUGAUCUUGUAAAGUAGUGAAUUAGUUAACUAGUUUAGUUACUGCUACCUGUGAGUAUUUCGAUUCAUCUUGCUACCCUUUAUAUUAAGAUAGUAUUGGGAUGUUAUUUACUAUAAUGUGCCUUUGGAAAUUAUUCCUGAACCCAUCACUUUCUCCAAAUUUUGAUUCAAUAUAUAUAUUCUUUGCAGUCCAUCUACACAUGGUACCCCAUAAUGUCAAAGCGAAAACCCAUUUUUUUCUUCACACAAAAACCCAGCUGUCAUCAUGGGUUUUUGUGUGAAGAUUGAUGGGUAUAUAUAUAUUUUUUAUUAAGAAUGUAGUGUACAAUACAAUAGCAUGUGGCGAAAAUGAAAGGACCUGAAUGUCUCUCAAGAAACCGUAUGUGUAAACAAGAGGGUUAUUAAGAGAUUUAUGACCACCUAUAAAUCAUGUGGCAUUGACAUCUUUAAGAUCACAAAAAGUCCAGACUCCUUGUAUAAACUAGCACAAGAUUUCUGGGGUGGAGCUAAAUUGCUUAAAAAAAAAAAAUGUGUCUUGACAUUUUCAAGACUUGCCUUAAGCUUGUAACACUGUAGAUGGUAUCUUAGUGAUGCUUUUGGCUUAGAAUAUAAUAUUAAGAGUUAUUCUACCUGACAUCAUAUUUUCUCAAAUUCCGUAUGCUGUUAUCAACAGUCCUUACAACUGUUCAUUAGAUAUGUACUAACCAAUCACGUUCCUAGCGCUCCGAUGAAACUUGUGGUCAGUUUACAAGAGAUUUUUUCUAUUUCUUAUUGAAAAAGGGUAAUAUGCUGUAUUUACACAUUUUUCAUCAUCGUCCAUUGUUUUCUGCUUUUAAAAAAACAUUCUAAUUUCAUUAUUUAUAUAAAUAUACAUUUGUUUUGAAAUUAUUGACUAUUUUUGGAAUGCAAAUGUAAAAUUUCACAAUGCAAAAAUAGUUGCAUUUGUUUGUGAAGGAUACUAACAAGACAAUGUUUGUUUAUAAUUGUUGAUGCAGCAGGAAUGUUUUAGAAAUAUAUUUAUAUAUUUUUUGAGAUAUUGUUAAUCAUUUAAGAAAGGAAAAGCCGUCUUGCCAGAAAUAUCCUGUUGAGAGCUUUUAUCCAAAGCUUGUAUAAUUUAAGUAAAUGUUCAUGAAUCUUUACUUAUACCUUUAACUUAUUUUUCUUUGGAGUGUAUUUUCAUUUAAUUAUUUAUUAAAGAUGACAAUGGGUUGACCUUGUUCCUGUUUUCUGUUUAAUGCCUGCCCAUGAUUUGUAUUUACCACAACCAGGUUGAUCUUCAAGAAACCACUGUGUCCUUGCUUGAGAGAAGAAUAAGGACAGGAAAU
This is a messenger RNA of Esox lucius (northern pike), 4208 nucleotides long. It is a transcript of the gene nt5dc3, whose product is annotated as 5'-nucleotidase domain containing 3. Gene Ontology annotation, molecular function: 5'-nucleotidase activity. NCBI's taxonomy places the organism in Eukaryota, Metazoa, Chordata, Actinopteri, Esociformes, Esocidae. The record is from RefSeq and is a predicted model, not a curated record. The transcript is spliced from 13 exons. The coding region runs from base 113 to 1882 and encodes 589 amino acids.